Messenger RNA from Gallus gallus (chicken), 757 nucleotides. RefSeq names its product Purkinje cell protein 4 like 1 (gene PCP4L1). Lineage: Eukaryota; Metazoa; Chordata; Aves; Galliformes; Phasianidae. The record is from RefSeq and is a predicted model, not a curated record. Bases 4 to 312 code for a protein of 102 amino acids. The transcript has 4 exons.
AGAAUGGGGACGGGUGGGAGGGAGGCUGCCGGCGGCUGUCACUCAACCGCGCCUCCUUUAAAAGCGGAGUCGGAGCGGAGCGGCGCAGAGCGGCGGAGGGCGAUGAGUGCGCGCAGUCCCGAUGCAUCCCCGCGCCCCACGGAGACCCCCGGCGGGCAGCAGGAAGCCAAAGCCGCCGACCCCAAAAGAGGGGAGGAGGAGGAGGAGGAGAUCGACAUCGAUCUGAGCGCACCGGAGACGGAGCGGGCGGCUCUCAGCAUCCAGGGGAGGUUCCGCCGCUUCCAGAAGCGCAAAAAGGAAUCGGGACCUUAAAGAUCCGCCCCCCCCCCCCCCCCCCGGCCGGAACCCCCCCACCCCAUUAUUUACAUAGGGCAUCCCGCCCCGUCCUUCUUAUGGGGGCUCAGCUCUCAGCCGCUCCUCACCCAUGGGGUCAACUCGUCUCCAAUAGGGUCAGAUGUGGAGAUGGGGGGGUUGGGGGUCCCCGAUGUCCCCCAACGUGGGGGUGGCCCCGGUGUGAGGAUGGGGGGGGGGGGGGGGGGGCGUUUGUCCCCCUCUAUGGUGAUGCCGAUACCGGGGGGGGUUCUGGGGUGGUGUCCCCCAAGUGAGGGACCCCCCCUCAUACCCUCUUAGGGGGGCAGGGGGUGUUGAAGGCUGUGUCACCAUAUCCCCCCCCCCCCCACUUUGCUUUUUUGGGGGUGGGGGGGUGAGCAGUGCCUGGAAUAAAGCAGUGGGAGAAGAGCAGUGGUGUGGUCUGUAU